GUCAACGGGACAGGCCUGCUAACGUUGGAUGUGUCUUCAGAAUGAGUCACUCAGACUAAGUUGGCAUCGUAACCCAGAUUUGAUGUUGAAAAAAGAGCGGGGGCAGCCAUGGAAGUGAAGGAACGCAGACCCUACCGCUCACUCACUGCCCGGCGGGACACAGAGCACCGUUAUACCAGCUCCUCAGCAGACAGCGAGGAUGGCAAACCCAACCCCAAAUCCUACAGCUCCAGUGAAACACUAAAGGCCUUUGACCAGGACUCAAGGAUGGCCUAUGGGAGCCGUGUCAAGGACAUGGUUCAUCACGAAGUGGAUGAGUUCAGCCGGCAAGACUUUUCCCUCAGAGACCUUGGCUUUGGUGAGGCCCUGCCGUCCCACGUAGCGACUUACAGGACUGACCUGGGGCUGCCACAUCGCGACUACUCAGUCAGUGUGGGCUCCGAUGCUGACACAGAGACGGAUGGCAUCAUGUCGCCGGAGCACGCGGUCAGAUUAUGGGGCCGCAGCAACACCAAGUCAGGCCGCAGCUCCUGCCUGUCCAGCAGGGCCAACUCCAAUUUGACCCUCACCGACACUGAACACGAGAACACAGAAAACGCCUUGAAUGAAGAAAGUGCGUGGAAUCAAGGGAACGGAACAUUUCAAAACUCUCGGCUGCGGACGCCUCCUCUACCGCUCUCCCACUCCCACUCACCCAAUCAUCAGCACCAUGCGGCCUCCAUUAACUCCCUAAACAGGGCCAACUACACGCCGCGCAGCAACCCGAGUCCUGCGCCCACAGACAGCUCUGUUCCCCCAGAGGGUCCCGCCAGCGGUCAGGACUCCGGCAGCGCACAGGACAACUGGCUACUCAACAGCAACAUCCCCCUGGAAACGAGGCACUUCCUCUUCAAACCAGGUGGAACAUCGCCGAUGUAUUGCACAACUUCCCCGGGAUACCCUUUGACCUCUAGCACAGUCUACUCUCCUCCCCCGCGCCCUCUGCCACGCAACACCUUCUCUCGACCCGCCUUCAGUCUGAAGAAACCCUAUAAGCACUGCAACUGGAAAUGUGCCGCUCUCAGUGCCAUCCUCAUCUCAGUAACGCUGGUGUUCCUGUUGGCCUAUUUCAUCGCGAUGCACCUUUUUGGAUUAAACUGGCACUUGCAGCCCAUGCAGAGACAGAUGUACCAGCUGUCAGAAGACAACACUAGUGGCCUACCUUUUCCUACUGACCUGAGCCUGCCACCACUAGGUAACACGGGCAAAUUGGACAGCUUGUUCCCGGAUGACAGCUUCAUAGACAUGGGGGAGAUUGACGUGGGACGCAAGGUCGCCCAGCAGAUUCCUCCUGGUAUCUUCUGGAGGUCCCAGGUCUUCAUCGAUCAUCCCAUGUACCUGAAGUUUAACGUGUCCCUAAGCAAAGAUGCCUUAGUGGGAAUCUACGGAAGGAGAGGUCUACCUCCGUCUCACACACAGUUUGACUUUGUGGAGCUGCUGGAUGGGAGGAGGCUGCUGGCCCAGGACAUCCACGGUCUGGAGGGGCCCGUGGCCAUGCAGCGCAGCCUGGUACCCAUCACCACCCAUGACACGGGCUUCAUCCAGUACAUGGACUCUGGCAUCUGGCACCUGGCAGUCUACAAUGAUGGGAAAGAAACUGAAACUGUCUCCUUCCUCACCACUGCCAUAGAUUCUAUUGAUGACUGCCCCAGCAACUGCUUUGGUAACGGUGACUGUGUGGCUGGAACGUGUCACUGCUUUUUAGGAUUCAGAGGACCUGACUGCGGACGAGCUGCCUGUCCAGUGCUGUGCAGUGGGAAUGGUCAAUACCUUAAAGGUCGCUGCAUGUGUCACAGCGGCUGGAAGGGCUCCGAAUGUGACGUUCCCACCAACCAGUGCAUUGAUGUCACGUGCAGCAACCAUGGGACGUGCAUCGUGGGAACAUGUAUCUGCAACCCAGGCUACAAGGGAGAAAACUGUGAAGAAGUGGACUGCCUGGACCCAACAUGCUCGGGCAGAGGGGUAUGUGUCCGGGGAGAGUGCCACUGCUUCGUGGGCUGGGGCGGGCCAGGAUGCGAGAGCCCAAGGGCCUCCUGCAUGGACCAGUGCUCUGGACAUGGAGCUUUCCUGGCAGAAACCGGAACCUGCAGCUGUGAUCCCAACUGGACGGGCCACGACUGCUCUACAGAGAUUUGUGCAGCGGACUGUGGUGGCCAUGGCAUUUGUGUGUCGGGCACCUGCCGCUGUGACGACGGUUGGAUGGGCACUGGGUGUGACCAGAGGGCGUGUCACCCUCGCUGCAACGAGCAUGGCACUUGCAAGGACGGCAAAUGUGAAUGCAGCCCCGGCUGGAAUGGAGAACACUGCACUAUUGAGGGCUGCCCUGGUUUGUGCAAUGGAAAUGGUAGGUGCACUCUGGGUAACAAUGGCUGGUACUGUGUGUGCCAGCUGGGCUGGAGGGGCACCGGCUGUGACACCUCCAUGGAAACUGCCUGCAGUGAUGUCAAGGACAACGACGGAGAUGGCCUGGUGGACUGCAUGGAUCCAGACUGCUGUCUGCAGGCGACCUGUCACACCACCUCUCUGUGUGUGGGCUCCCCGGACCCCCUGGACAUCAUCCAGGAGACACAGAUGUCCUCUGCACAGAGCAACCUGCAGUCGUUCUACGACCGGGUGCGCUUCCUGGUGGGCAAGGAGAGCACCCACAUCAUUCCCGGAGCCAACCCCUUCGACGGCAGUCAUGCAUGCGUCAUCCGUGGACAAGUAGUGACCUCGGAUGGAACACCACUGGUUGGAGUAAACAUCAGCUUCAUAAACAACCCGUCGUAUGGUUACACAAUCACAAGGCAGGAUGGAAGUUUCGACUUGGUGACCAACGGCGGCACAGCCAUAGCCCUGCACUUUGAGCGCGCUCCAUUCAUCACCCAGGAGCACACUCUCUGGUUGCCAUGGGGACGCUUCUUCGUCAUGGAUACCAUUGUCAUGCGGCACGAGGAGAAUGACAUCCCGAGCUGUGACCUCAGCAGCUUCACCAGGCCCAGUCCGGUGGUGUCCCCGGCCCCGCUCACCGCCUUUGCUGGCUCCUGCGCCGAACGGGGGACCAUUGUACCUGAAAUCCAGUCCCUGCAGGAGGAGGUCCCUAUCCCUGGGACAGACAUGAAGCUCGGCUAUCUGAGCAGCAGGACUCCCGGCUACAAGUCCAUCCUGAGAGUGACCCUCAGCCACUCCACAAUCCCUUUCAACUUGAUGAAGGUUCACCUCAUGGUGGCCGUCGAGGGCCGGCUGUUCAGGAAAUGGUUCCCUGCAGCCCCUAACCUCGCUUACGACUUUGUGUGGGACAAGACCGACGUCUACAGCCAGAAGGUCUACGGCCUGUCUGAAGCUUUUGUAUCUGUAGGCUUUGAGUAUGAGUCAUGUCCAGACCUUAUUCUUUGGGAGAAGAGGACUGCUACGCUACAGGGCUAUGAGAUUACUGCAUCCAAACUGGGAGGAUGGGCCAUAGACAAGCACCAUGCCCUGAACAUCCAGAGCGGUAUUCUUCACAUGGGCAAUGGGGAAAACGUCUUCAUCUCCCAGCAACCUCCCGUAAUCGGCAGUGUGAUGGGGAACGGGCGCAGGCGCAGCAUCUCCUGCCCCAGCUGUAAUGGCCUGGCUGACGGAAACAAGCUGUGGGCCCCCGUGGCCCUGGCCUGUGGCUCAGAUGGCAGCCUGUACGUGGGCGACUUCAACUACGUGAGGAGGAUUUUCACCACAGGGAACGUCACCAGCGUCCUGGAGCUGAGCAACAGCCCUGCUCAUAAGUACUAUCUGGCCACCAGUCCAGUGACCGGUGUCGUCUACUUGUCGGAUACCAGCAGCAGGAAGGUGUUCAAGGUGAAAUCCCUGAGUGUUGUGAAGGAUGUGGCCAAGAAUUUGGACCUGGUGGCAGGCACUGGUGACCAGUGUCUGCCAUAUGAUGACACCCGCUGCGGGGAUGGGGGAAAGGCUGUGGAGGCCACUCUCACAAACCCUAGAGGCAUUACCGUGGAUAAGUACGGCGUAAUCUUCUUUGUGGAUGGGACCAUGAUUCGCAGAAUCGACCAGAAUGGUAUCAUCUCUACUCUCCUGGGAUUUAAUGACCUGACCUCUGCCCGACCCCUCAGCUGUGACGCUGUGAUGGACAUCUCUCAAGUGCGUCUGGAGUGGCCCACAGACCUGGCAGUAAGUCCCAUGGACAACUCCCUGUAUGUCCUGGAUAACAAUGUGGUACUCCAGAUCUCAGAAAACCACCAGGUCCGCAUCGUAGCUGGCCGACCCAUGCACUGCCAAGUGCCUGGCAUUGACCACUUCCUAAUGAGCAAAGUGGCUAUCCAUGCCACUCUGGAGUCAGCCAACGCCCUAGCUGUGUCCCACAAUGGCAUUUUGUACAUUGCCGAGUCGGACGAAAAGAAAAUAAACCGAGUACGACAGGUCUCCACCAAUGGAGAAAUCUCCCUUGUUGCAGGGGCACCUAGUGGCUGUGACUGCAAGAAUGAUGCCAACUGUGAAUGUUACUCUGGAGACGAGGGCUAUGCCAAGGAUGCCAAGCUGAAAGGGCCCUCUUCCCUGGCAGUGUCCCCAGAUGGAGAGCUCUUUAUUGCAGAUCUGGCCAACAUCCGUAUCCGCUAUGUGCGCAAAAACAAACCCUAUCUGAAUCCUCUCAGCAUGUAUGAGGUGUCUUCCCCCAUUCAUGACGAACUCUACCUAUUUGACUCCAAUGGCAGCCACAUCUACACACAGAGUCUGACGACAGGAGACUACCUCUACAAUCUGACCUACACAGGAGAGGGAGAUCUGAGCAGCAUCACCGAUAAAAACAAAAACACAGUGAUGAUCCGACGGGACACGACAGGAAUGCCUUUGUGGCUGAUGGGCCCCGAUGGACAGACAUUCUGGUUCACCAUCGGCACCAACAAUGCGCUUAAAACCGUCGCUGCCCAGGGUCAAGAGCUAGCUGUGAUGACCUACCAUGGAAAUUCAGGGCUUCUAGCUACUAAAACCAAUGAAAAUGGAUGGACCACCUUCUAUGAGUAUGACAAUUACGGCCGUUUGACCAAUGUCACUUACCCCACGGGCCGAGUGAGCAGCUACCGUACCGACCAUGACAGCUCUGUGCGCAUCCAAACAGAGGGCUCCAACAAAGAGGAUAUCACCGUCACCACCAACCUGUCAGCCUCCGGCACCUUCUACACACUCAUGCAGGAUCAAGUUCGGAACAGCUAUUUCAUUGGUCUGGACGGCUCUCUACGGCUUGUGCUAGCCAAUGGCAUGGAGGUGUCUCUGCACACCGAGCCCCACCUGCUGGCCGGCACCGUCAACCCGACCGUCAGCAAGAGGAACGUCACCCUCGCCAUCGACAACGGACUCAACCUGGUGGAGUGGAGACAGAGGAAGGAGCAGGCGCGUGGCCAGGUCACCGUGUAUGGACGCAGACUUCGAGUUCAUAACAGGAACUUGCUGUCAUUGGACUUUGAUCGAAUUACCAGAACGGAGAAAGUCUACGAUGACCACAGGAAGUUUACAUUACGGAUCCACUAUGACCACGCUGGUCGACCCACACUGUGGGCGCCGAGCAGUCGCUUGAACGGCGUCAACGUCACCUAUUCCUCUGGCGGGCAUGUGGCAGGCAUCCAAAGGGGAACCAUGUCUGUGCGCAUGGAGUACGACCAGAACGGCAGAAUCACCUCCCAGAUAUUUGCUGAUGGUAAAUCAUGGAGCUACACUUACCUUGAGAAGUCUAUGGUACUGCUGCUCUACAGCCAGAGGCAGUAUAUCUUUGAGUUCGACAAAAACGACCGCCUCUCCUCUGUGACCAUGCCCAACGUGGCACGGCAGACCCUGGAGACCUCCCGCUCCAUCGGCUACUACAGAAACACCUACCGGCCCCCGGAAGGUAACGCCUCAGUGCUCCAGGAUUACAGUGAAGACGGCCAGUUGCUGCAGACCACAUACCUGGGCACAGGCCGCAGGGUCAUUUACAAAUACGGAAAGCUCUCCAAGCUGCUGGAGAUCCUCUAUGACACGACGCGCAUCGGUUUCUCCUACGACGAGGUGGCGGGCAUGCUGAAGACAGUCAACCUGCAGAGCGAGGGCUUCACCUGCACCAUCCGCUACCGUCAAAUAGGCCCGCUCAUCGACAGGCAGAUCUUCCGCUUCAGCGAGGAGGGCAUGGUCAACGCCAGAUUCGACUACGUCUACGACAACAGUUUCCGAGUCACCAGCAUGCAGGCUGUCAUCAAUGAAACACCACUGCCUAUUGACUUGUAUCGCUACGAUGAUGUGUCCGGAAAGACAGAGCAGUUUGGGAAAUUUGGAGUGAUCUACUACGACAUUAAUCAAAUUAUCACCACAGCAGUCAUGACCCACACCAAACACUUUGACGCUUAUGGAAGGGUGAAGGAGGUCCAAUAUGAGAUUUUUCGCUCUCUCAUGUAUUGGAUGAUGGUGCAGUAUGACAACAUGGGCCGCGUGGUGUCCAAGGAGCUGAAGGUCGGGCCUUACGCCAACACCACACGCUACACGUACGAGUAUGACGCCGAUGGUCAGCUUCAGGUGGUCUCCAUCAACGACAAGCCCCUGUGGCGCUACAGCUACGAUCUCAACGGCAACCUGCACCUCCUCAGCCCCGGCAACAGCGCCCGCCUCACGCCGCUACGCUACGACAUCAGAGACCGCAUCACUCGCUUGGGGGACUCUCAGUACAGAAUGGACGAGGACGGUUUCCUCAAGCAGAGAGGGAACGACUACUUUGAGUAUAACUCGGCCGGCCUGCUGAUCAAAGUGUACAAUAAAGUGAGCGGCUGGAGCAUCAAGUACCGCUACGACGGCCUGGGCAGGAGGGUGUCCAGCAAGAGCAGCAUGGGCCACCACUUGCAGUUCUUCUACGCCGACUUGUCCAGCCCCACGCGGGUCACCCACAUGUACAACCACUCCAGCUCGGAGAUCACCUCGCUGUACUACGACCUGCAGGGACAUCUGUUCGCCAUGGAGCUGAGCAGCGGGGACGAGUUCUACGUGGCCUGCGAUAACAUCGGCACUCCUCUGGCCGUGUUCAGCGGCUCAGGCAUCAUGAUCAAGCAGAUCCUCCACACAGCAUUCGGGGAGGUUUACCUGGACACCAACCCCAGCUUCCAGCUCAUAGUGGGCUACCAGGGAGGCCUGUACGAGCCUCUCAGCAGACUCGUCCACAUGGGCCGUAGAGACUACGACGUCCUAGCUGGUCGCUGGACCACGCCUGACCUUGAGGUGUGGAACCGUCUCAACAACAACCACAUCGUGCCCUUCAACCUGUAUAUGUUCAAGAACAACAACCCUCUGAGCAACAAUGAGGAGAUUAAGUGCUACAUGACAGAUGUGAAUAGCUGGCUGGUGACCUUUGGCUUCCAGCUGUACAACGUUAUUCCUGGCUAUCGCAAACCAAGCACAGACGCCAUGGAGCCAUCGUACGAGCUCGUCCGCACCCAGAUCAAGACGCAGGAGUGGGACAGCACCAAGUCUGUGCUGGGCGUGCAGUGUGAAGUUCAGAGGCAGCUCAAAGCCUUUGUGAAGCUGGAACGUUUUGGACAGAUCUACAGAGCCAAAAGUGCCGGCUGCCCUCAGACGGAGAACAAGAAGAUCUUCGCCUCCGGUGGCUCCAUCUUCGGGAAGGGGGUGAAAUUCGCCAUUCGAGAAGGUCGCAUCAGCACGGACAUCAUCAGCUUGGCCAACGAGGACGGGCGGCGCAUGGCUGCCGUCCUCAACGACGCGUUCUACCUUGAAGACCUCCACUUCACCAUCGCGGGGAUGGACACCCACUACUUUGUGAAGCUGGGCUCAGUCGAGGGAGACCUCGCCCUGAUCGGCAUGACGGUGGGCCGGCGCACGCUAGAGACAGGCGUCAACGUGACCGUGUCCCAGGUCAACACUGUGCUCAAUGGCAGGACUAGGCGCAUUACUGACAUCCAGCUCCAGCACGGCACGCUGUGUCUGAAUACGCGUUACGGCAGCAGUGUGGACGAGGAGAAGGCCCGCGUGCUGGAGCUGGCCCGGCAGAGAGCCGUGGUCCAGGCUUGGGCCCGGGAGCGCCAGAGACUGAGAGACGGGGAGGAGGGCUCGCGAACCUGGACUGAAGGAGAGAAGCAGCAGCUCUUGGGCUCAGGGAAGGUGCAGGGCUACGACGGCUUCUACGUGGUGUCGGUCGACCAGUACCCCGAGCUGGCAGACAGUGUGAACAACAUUCACUUCAUGAGACAGAGCGAAAUGGGCCGAAGGUGACAUGAACACGACGCUCUGUGUGUGACAGACUCUGACGUAGGACAUGGGACUUCUUGCCAAAGACAGUUGCGUACAUGACCACUUUUUUUGUUCUUUGACUGUGCUCAACUUGGUUUUUAAUAUACUGUAAGAAAAAAAAAAAAAAACAUGGUUGCAAUCAGUUGCACUGUAUUAAUAGAAGAGUGCCCUUCUCCUUUUGAAGAUUCUUUAACAGUCUUUGCCCUCCAAGUGCGGCUGCUAGAGGAUGAAAAUUUGCGAUGUCUGUGACUUAUUUUUGUGACUCCAUUUCCUCGUCCCUGUUGGUGAUUCUGUUCAAAGGAAUCCAAGAGGAGUAUUGGUAAUGCAUUAUGUUCACUGGCUCACUCUGCUGCCAGACUAGCAGAUUGUUAUUCACAAGCUUGCUCCAUUCUGCCUUUUCUGCGCCUCAGCCAAGGAGAUUCCUUCUCUUUUAAUCGCUUCUUUUUUAUACUUGAAAACCUCAUAGCCCCAGUCAUCCAUAAAUAAUGAGCGAAUUUUCUGUUGGCAGUAGACUCCGUCAUCAAAACCCCAGCUGAACUUGUCAAAGCACCUUCAUUUGUGUGAUGUCUUGUAAUUUUUUAAGAGGAGGCUUGAUACUCAUCUGUGGUCUUAGCUCGGAAGGCUCCAGUGCACCGUGACUGUGCAUGUCGAUGGCCUUCUACACGAACUACUAAUUAACAAAAUUGCUUGAUCAAGCUGAAAUCGUAUGGUAAAGCCAACAAUGGGACAUGAGGUCACUUUUUUUUUUUUUUUUUAAUUUUGUGUGUAUUUGUUCUUUUUGACUGGAAUUUGUUCCGAAGAAGAAAAAGAAAACAUAGCAUAAAUCGCUCUCUGCUCCUCUUUAUUUGACUGUGGUCAAACAGCUCGGUUAUGAGAAUAGUGACGAGCCAACCCUGUAAGAAAAUACUGUGGAAUUAAUGUCUGUAUUAAACAACAAAAGGUAUUUUAUGGGAAUGGUUUUGAAUUACCUUUAGUUUUGUUUUUAUAAAUAGCUAUAUGAAAUAACAGUAUAACAAAUGUGAAUUUAAAAAAAAAUGUGAACUAUUGUCCCUUUUAUCGUUAAUUGUUGUACUUGAACAAUACUUAAGGGUGUCUCAACACAUGGAAUAAACUAUGAAAGGUGGUUUAGUUAAAUCAAUUAUUGUGUUUUUCAUUAGACCGAAUACAUUCGACUGAUCUGCAGCAGUCUCAGUUACGUAUGAAUGGCAGUGUUUAUUUUGUCGAUGUCCAUCUCUCAGUAUUCCUCGCCACAAUUUACAAUCAAACGAAGCCUGGGAUGAAAACAUUUUUUAAAAGUGAGAAUGCAAAGGUGGAUAAAAAAUAAUAAUAAUAAUAAUAAUAAAAUAAAAAGAGAGCCAUGUCAUCACUGGAACAUGCACCACAUUAACAUGUUGGCUGCUGAGAUGGAUGGGCUUUGAAUUGUGUUGUGGGUGAACUGAGAAACAUGAAUUGCCUUUGGCCUCAGGGCUGCCCGGGGGUCAGCAUCUAAAGUGCUCUCAUCCUCCAGAGCGGGGCUCCACGUGGUCCCUCGGCCGACUGAAAUGCAUUAGACCUGCAGGUGUGCUCGUUCCAGUUUACAGACUAAAGGUCAUACAUACACGCCAACCUUGGAAAUAACCCUCGUGGACAUAAUUACCGCUGGUACAUUCAGAUAUUCCGGCUCCCAUAUGUCCGUGUCCUCCUUCGCGGAGACUUCAAAGGACAAUUUACUUCAGCUCGUGUGAAAAUGUCAUUAUCUGAAAAAAAAUACAGCUCGAAAGGAGUCCUAACUAUUUUGGAAAUAGUGUCAUUGAUUUGACUCCUGGUACUUUUUAAAACUAUGCCAAGCCACUGCACACUCUUGACUUUCUUAUCAACAUUUUUUCCCAUCAGAACACAUGAGCCUG
Molecule: messenger RNA, 10154 nt
Organism: Myripristis murdjan (pinecone soldierfish)
Lineage: Eukaryota; Metazoa; Chordata; Actinopteri; Holocentriformes; Holocentridae
Gene: tenm4
Product: teneurin transmembrane protein 4
Exons: 30
Coding region: 109-8250 (2713 amino acids)
Biological process (GO): heterophilic cell-cell adhesion; neuron development; signal transduction
Cellular component (GO): neuron projection; membrane
Molecular function (GO): cell adhesion molecule binding; protein heterodimerization activity; protein homodimerization activity
Source: RefSeq, a predicted model, not a curated record